AUGAGUAGGAAAUGCGUCGAGUUCCCAGCGGCGAACGGGAGUUUCCAACGAACGCGGGGAGAGGAUCAAACGAAAACAGAACCACCACCAAGCCACAACACUGAGGGCACUGGAGUCACGCGGGCGAUCGCGUUAUCACGGGGGGCGUGCGGAUCGAUGCCGCCACGGGGCGGUUGUGAUAAGCGCACUGCGGGAGAGCGCUACGCACGGUGCGCGCGGCGAGACGAGACUGAGCUCACAGACUAC
Iphiclides podalirius (scarce swallowtail) is the source of this 246-nucleotide messenger RNA. The record is from the annotation of a GenBank genome assembly. Lineage: Eukaryota; Metazoa; Arthropoda; Insecta; Lepidoptera; Papilionidae.